AUUUUAAGCGUGCAGGAGAAAUCCGAAACAAAACAAACAACAUGUGUUGUGGUCCGUGGAUAGUCUUGUUUUUCAACGGCAUCUAAUGAAAGUUAUUUCAAUUACGUAACUUGUCUGCCUUUCAAAUUCGCUGACUCUUUAGAUCAUGUCCCAGCAUUACAACCGAUUUCUCAAACUUCUGGAACGUUGGCCGGUUGACCAAAGUAAGAUAGGCCGGGAUCUAGGCCAGUACUUGCGCGAUCAACUGAAAGCUGUACUCGGAGGAUCUAACAUCAUUGCCGUGAACGACGAACGACUCUCCAAGCAGUAUCAGUCUCUCGAAAAUAUCGUGAACGACGUACAUCUUCGGGCACAUCCCCGUUCGCUCAACUCAACGGCCACCGGCCUGAAUGGGGAGCAGUGUCGUGAGGUGCUGUCUUCAGAAUUCUUAGAGGAAGUCAAUCGGAAGUAG
Messenger RNA from Armigeres subalbatus, 451 nucleotides. Its product is annotated as ubiquinol-cytochrome c reductase complex assembly factor 2. The coding region runs from base 146 to 451 and encodes 101 amino acids. Lineage: Eukaryota; Metazoa; Arthropoda; Insecta; Diptera; Culicidae. Gene Ontology annotation, biological process: mitochondrial respiratory chain complex III assembly. The transcript is spliced from 2 exons. The record is from RefSeq and is a predicted model, not a curated record. Gene Ontology annotation, cellular component: mitochondrial matrix.